Molecule: messenger RNA, 1804 nt
Organism: Blepharisma stoltei
Lineage: Eukaryota; Ciliophora; Heterotrichea; Heterotrichida; Blepharismidae
Source: the annotation of a GenBank genome assembly
AUGUCAAAAAUUAUCUUUUCAGCCUUGUUUUCUCUUAUUUACACAAAAAUUUUUAUUUAUUCUCCUGAAGAAUUGAAAUCUGAAAUAGAAAACCGCUACUCUAACCAUGGAGUUAAAUUCAAGCAAGCAGGCCUUACAAAUUUACCUAUUGGCUCUAUAAUGAACGGAAAAGUUAUUUAUUAUCCUUAUAUUAAUGGAACUUGCAGCUUUAAUUAUUCCCUCAUAUCAAAUUAUGAUAUAGCCCCUAAAUUUUAAUAGAUCAUUAUUGAUCAUCUAUUUUAAAUUUUUAUAAUAAAUUUUACCUGUCAAUUUUUGUGAAAAGCAUAACUAAAAUGAUAAAUUUCCGUUUAUGGUUUUAAAAUGCCCUAAUCAGAGUAUAAGCAAAGUACCCUUGACCAUUUUUUUUUUAGGUGUGCUGCUUGGCCAUAGCUAUCUAUUAUGGUGCAUAAGCCAUAUAGAAGCUAGCAAUGCCUAUUUUUUGCUAGUAGACAGCAGUGAAUGCUCAAUUGCAGUUCAAGCUCGAAAUGCUCACAGUGCUGGAGCAGCUGCUUUAAUUAUAUCAGAUGAAAGCAUUGAACAAUCAGAUUAUGCUGUCUCUAUUGAAAAUGAGUCAAAAAUUAACAAAGAGAUUCCUAUUUACAUUAUUUCUGGAGAUGAUGGAAAUUUAAUUAAAAAAUACACAAAUGACAGCAGCUAUGAAGUCAUUUUGUCUUUGACCUUUGAAAAAAUUGAGCCAAUAGUUAAUAGAAAAAUAAAUUACACAAUAUGAAUGUCUUCUGGAGAUUUGCAAUUUUCAAGAUUUAUUUAUGAAUUUUAUGACACUGCAAUUAAAUUAAGUGAAAAGCAGGCUAGUUUUGUGCCUCAUUAUGCUCAUUUUUCGUGUUAUAAAUGCAAGUAUAGAGGAUACCAAGAGCCACAUCCAGACUGCUUAAGCGGAGGAAGAUACUGUGCUCGAGAUCCUGAUUUUUCUGGUCCUUUUACAGGACGAGAUGUAGUUACAGAAGACUUGCGACAGAUUUGUAUUUUUAGGCUGUAUAAAGACUACAAAUUAUGGUAUAGAUAUAUGAAAAAACGCUAUGAAAUGUGUCCAAAUGAUUUCUCUGAUAAAUGCUCAGAUGCGCUUAUGAGUGCUGUGAAUCUUAAUAGGAAAAAUAUCACUAACUCAUUCAAUAAUAAAAACAAAAAAAAUAGGAUAUUGGACUAAAACAUUUAUAAAUAUUAAAUUAGUUGAUUUUUAUUAUUUCUUUUAUAAAUUUUUUAAAAAUCAUUAUUUAACAUUAAAUCGACAAUGCUAAUUAAAUGGAGGGCUAAAUGCAUGGAAGACAGUUUUGACAAAAAUAGACCAAUGAUUGAUGAUAACUUUUUAUUGAGUAAAGAGAAACUUGAGUGAGGUAAAUUAGAUUUAAUAUACUUUCCUGCACUUAUAGUAAACAAUAUUACAUAUAGAGGCGACUGGGAUAUUUUAGGUAUUAAGAAUGCAUUAUGUGAAGGCUUCAAUGAAGAAUCGAAACCUGAUCUAUGUCUAAUUCCUGAAAAAGAAAUAUCAGAAAAAUAUGUAAUAGAAGGAUGAAUGGCUCUUGCUAUUACGGUUAUUGUGAUAUCAAUAAUAAUUUUCUUUCUAAUAGUCUAUAGGCUUUGGGUACGAAGAGAAGCUAAAUCUCAAGUAAAUUACCAUAUAUCAAGCUAUUUUAUGAUAAACAAUACAGAAUAACCUUUGACAUUUAUAUAUUUAAAAGUUAUUAGCCGCAAUAAUAGUUUUUUUUUAUUAUACUUAUUUAAAACAGCAUAAAAAAAUGAUCAUUAA